UGUUUCCUCAGUCUAUAUUUGUAUGGUUUUAUACAAUAACAAGCUACAAAAAUAAUUAAAUAAACUACAAACCAACAAGCAAACCGCAUUUAAAAAAAAAAAUUACCACAAAAGCUGUUACAGUUUCCAUUUCACCAUUUUUGCUACAAACGAAAGAAAAAGGAAGAAGAUUACAAAGAUAAAAUACCAAAACAAUAGAACCAUGUUUUGAAUCGAAACCAACGAAAAUAACAACGAUUUCAUUAAAAAACCAGCUCCGAAUCGUAAAAUUAUUAAUGUUGUCAUCAGCUGUAUUUGAUUUGUUGACUUUUUAAAUAAACUCAUAACAAAAACACACGUAAAGUGAGUCAUCAGUGCAAAAAUAAGUUUAAUCAUUUUUAAGUUUUGUAGAAAAGAAAACGAAGACGCCAAGCAAACAGCUAAAAAAAAUCCAAAAAAAAAACGAGAUUUCAUUUUGGCCGAUCUCACGUAAAUCCAUUUUUGUAUAUUGACGCGUAAGCUAAGACCCACACAACGUCUUUGAACAAAAAAAUAAAAAAAAUUAGAAACGUUAGUUUGUACUCACUCUCUCAGAAUAAUUUUGCAUAACUACCGCUACCUACAAUCGUACUCAGCACAAUUAGUCAUUCAUUCUCCAGUCACACAAACAGUUGAUUUGAUACUUUUCUUUCCACUACCAUACAUCAUCAGCUCAAGACUUCCCAUUCCAAGUGUCAAAGCAACAGCAACAGUCGUACUUCGUCGAGUGGCAGACUGAGAAGAAACGACUGAAAACUAACAAUACUCGUAUAAACUUCGUCGCCAGUAUAGCUGUAAUCAUUUGCAUAGAUAUUUGGCGAUGGCGUCACAAGGUGUAACAGCCAACUCACGGCUAGCAGAAAUGCAGAUGAAGUUCCAGAAAAAACAAAUGUUGGAACGUGAGCAAAAGAAAUUGGCAUUAACGACCGGAGACAUCCCUCAAGCAUCGAAAAGCACUAUGAGCAACGGAAAGGUGCGCCAAAUGUUUGAUGAUCGCCGACGUGGUGUUGGUAUAGAUCGUAGUCAUCCACUGCGACCAAUUGUGACAACCACCACUUCAACGACUGUGACAACUAAAACGUCCUCACAACAGUCACCCACCAAUAGACGUCUAGUUGGUGGAGCAAAUGUUACAAGACGACCAGUUAUUGCGAAUAGUACUUUAAUGAAAAACACAACUUCGACAACUCGUAGUAGUGUGAACAUCAAUAACACAGUGCACAACGGCAAUAGAAAUGUAUUCAAUAACAAUCUAGAUGAGCUGGACAGUCUUGACAAUGAAACAUUUCCCAAGGAGUUUUCCUCGUUGAGUUUAAAUAACACGCAUGUUAUGGGUUCCCAAGUUACAGGUGAUCGUGACUUUGAUAAUAAUAUCAAUGAGGAAUGCGGUGUAUUAGGAGGCACGAUUGUAAUUACUAAAAGAACAAGUCCCAAAACACAGACAAAUGGCAUUAAACUGAAUCCAGUGAUUACAAAAAAAUCUCCUAUUCCCAUGACAAAUACUAGCAGGACUCCCAGUAGUAGCAGUAGAGUAUCAACACUAUCUAAAACUACCAUCACCAACACCAUAAAAUCGCCAUUACAGAAAGCAACCACACCGUUAUCAACAACUAAAAUUAUUAAGGCUGCGGGAAACAAAUCUAGCAAUACUAAACCAGCAACAUUCGUUUUGUCGGUCAAACCGCCACCAAGAAUAAUUACUCCUCCACCUGGUAUGGCUUCGUGUCAAUAUUGCCAACGUCAAUUCAAUGAGGAUCGUUUAGCUAAACACGAAGAAGUAUGUGGAAAGAUGGCGAGUAAAAAGCGUAAGAUUUUUGAUGCUUCCAAGCACCGUGUUAAGGGUACUGAAGCUGAAAUAUAUGUAAGAAAAGGCAAAGUUUCAAACUCUAGUGUACCAAAAACCGUAACAACUGUAAUAAAAAAGACACAAGAAGCAACCAACACUGGUGAAAAGAAGAGCAAUUGGCGAAAAAAGCAUGAAGAAUUUAUAGCAGCCAUAAGAGAAGCCAAAAAGGUUCAAGCUUACUUAGCCAAAGGUGGCAAACUAAGUGAUUUGCCACCUCCUCCACCAUCAGAAAAUCCCGAUUACAUACAAUGUCCACACUGUAGUAGACGCUUCAAUCAAGCGGCUGCAGAACGUCACAUCCCCAAGUGCGCCAAUAUGCAGCAUAACAAGCCGAAACCUCAAAAAAGACGUGUGUAAAAUAUAUAUAAAUACCUACUUGGGUCGUUGGACCUGCAAUAUUGUAAAGUUUUUUUUCUUUCAACACCAAACAUUGACAAAAUGGUGAUAAUGAUUUAAUGAUUUUCUACUUUUAUAUACUUAUAAUAAUAAUAACAAUAAUAAUGAAUUUGUUUAUUUGUUUUUUAUUUUACUAAUAUUUAAUGCUUAUGCGUAAAAAAAUAAUUAAUGCAUAAUUUACUCCUAAAACAUGUGAUAAAUUAUUUUUGUAAAUCGAAUUUUAAUUUUCAUUUCAAACAUGAAUUAAUUUGAAUAAAUAAAAUGAAGAAAUAAUUAGGAAAUAUUAUUAA
Molecule: messenger RNA, 2550 nt
Organism: Calliphora vicina (urban bluebottle blowfly)
Lineage: Eukaryota; Metazoa; Arthropoda; Insecta; Diptera; Calliphoridae
Exons: 6
Coding region: 839-2221 (460 amino acids)
Source: RefSeq, a predicted model, not a curated record